Messenger RNA from Huiozyma naganishii CBS 8797, 741 nucleotides. It is a transcript of the gene MDE1, whose product is annotated as methylthioribulose 1-phosphate dehydratase MDE1. The coding region runs from base 1 to 741 and encodes 246 amino acids. Gene Ontology annotation, molecular function: metal ion binding; methylthioribulose 1-phosphate dehydratase activity. Gene Ontology annotation, cellular component: cytoplasm. Lineage: Eukaryota; Fungi; Ascomycota; Saccharomycetes; Saccharomycetales; Saccharomycetaceae. The record is from RefSeq and is a predicted model, not a curated record. The transcript has a single exon.
AUGGCGAUGGCGACAGCGGUGAGGGACGCGAUUGAGGCAGCUGUGGUGUUGCAGGCUGACAUGGGUAUGGCGGACGAGUACGAGAGCGUGGAGAGUGCGCAGGUGCAAGUGUGCGAGCUGUCGCGGCAUUUCUUCGAGAAGGGGUGGUGUGUCGGGACCGCUGGCGCGAUGAGCGUUCGGGCUGUCGCUGCCGCUGGGGCCAGUCCCGCAAAGCAGUUGGUCGUUGUGACGCCCUCUGGUGUGCCGAAGGAGCAGCUGGUUCCUUCGGACCUGCACCUGGUUCAAUUGGAUGGGACCGCGGUGCACACGCCGCCGCAACGUGCCAAGAUCAGCGACUGUGCGGCCCUGUUCCUUGAGUGCCACCGGACGCGGUUCUGUGCUGCGGUGAUCCACACGCACUCACAGAACGCGGUGCUCGUGUCACUGCUUCACGGGGACAGUUUCCGGAUCUCACACAUGGAGCAACUGAAGGCGCUCCCCGGUAAUGGUGGUGGUGGUGGUGCCAACUUGCAAUUCCAGGACGAGCUCGUCGUCCCGAUCAUCGACAACACGCCGACGGAGCACGAGCUUCUCCCGGCGUUGCAACGAGUGCUCUCGGAAAACCCUACAGCGUGCGCCGUGAUCGUGAGACGCCACGGACUGUUCGUCUGGGGGCCCACGACGCAGAAGUGCAAAGUGUACCACGAGUCUCUCGACUACUUAUUCGAACUGUCUCUGCGCAUGCACAUGCUGGGUGUGUAG